UAUCUAGGAGGGACUUUCCUGUUCUUGGUCUGCGAGCAUUCUUGACAAACAUCGACUCGCAGAGUGAAGUUGUUCAUCAGACAGAUCACCUCUCACGAUGGCGCCCUCCUCGGAGAUCCCCCCUCCGUAUGAACAGCCCGCGAAGCCCAGCGGGCUCAAGGUGGACAGGCCAAACUUCAUCAUCUUCAUGCCGGAUCAGCUUCGCUACGACUCUCUGGGUUGCAAUGGAAACAAGACUGUAAAGACGCCCAACAUUGACAGCUUCGCAGCCGAAGGCACCCGCUUCACAAACUGCUUCGUCCAGGCCUCCGUCUGCACACAAUCCCGCUGCAGCAUGUUCACAGGAAACUACCCGCACGUCACAGGCCACCGCUCGCUCGAAAAUCUCAUAAAGCCGUGGGAGCCCAACCUCUUCCGGUCCCUCAAGGAGCGGGGGGGUUACCAUGUCGCGUGCCUCGCGCCUAGGGGCGAUACCUUUGCGCCGACGGUGACGGAGCUGUCGCUCGACGAGUACGGGUUCCUCGAGACGCCCGAGUUCGUACCGAGGUUUGCGGGUGGCGGGAGGGCGGAGCCGGACGAUAAGGAGGAUAUUUGGAAGAGGUUGUUUUAUAAGGGGUUGAGGAAUAAUGAGGAGGCGAUGGAUUAUGAUGAUGCUGUUGUGAGGGGGGCGUUGAAGUGGUUGGAGUGUCCGCCGACGGAUAAGCCUUGGGUGUUGUUUAUGCCGCUUAUCUUCCCGCAUUGUCCUUUUCAGGUGGAGGAGCCGUAUUUUUCCAUGUACGAUCGUGGGGAGAUGGGUGUGCCUACGAGACCGGAGGAUAAGGUGAGCCACCUUGUGCUGGAAGUUGCUGCGAGAAAAGGUGUCUCAGCUGACGGAUUACAUCAGACCGGCUACGAGCCUCGCUACAUGCAGCUCAACCGCGAGCGGUACGGCACCCACCGCGCGACGCCCGAGAUCUGGGCCGAGGUGAUGGCGACGUACUAUGGCAUGAUCUCCCGUCUCGACGAUCAAUUCGGGCGCGUUGUAGAAAAGACAAAGGCACUGGGCCACUGGGACUCUACGGUGACGCUGUUCUUUACAGACCACGGGGAGUACCUCGGCGACCACGGCAUGAUUGAAAAGUGGCCGUCAGGCCUCUCGGACUCGCUGACCCACGAGCCGCUCCUCGUCGGCGGCUGCGGGCUGCCGCGGGGCGUGGUGUACGAUGAAAUGGCGGAGAUGGUGGACCUGGUCCCGACGGUACUGCAGUUCGGGGGGAUCGGGGAGCAUUUCCCGCACUGCGGUGUCUCGCUCGCGGACGUGUUGACCUCUGCCGGAACGGACGCCGAGACGGGGACGACGAAAGUCCACAAGGAGUUUGCGUUUACGGAAGGCGGGUUCCUGACGAGUGAGGAGCCGUUGUUGGAACAGGCGCCGUAUCCGUACGAUAUCAAGGCGGCGCUGCAGCACGAGGACACGACGAUCGUGGGCAAGAGCGUGUCGUGCCGGGAUAAGAAGUGGACGUUUGUGUAUAGGCUGUAUGAGCCGGCGGAGCUGUAUAGCAGGAUUGAGGACCCGGGGGAGCUACAUAACUUGGCCGAGGUGGCGGAGUAUCAGGAGGUGAGGAGGCGGAUGGAAGGGGUUGUGUUGAGGUGGAUGGUGGCGAGUAGUGAUUUCUUGCCGUGGCAGAAGGAUCCGAGGUUUCCUGCUGUGGAGAUGGAGAGUGUUGCGGAUCAGUUUAGGAGACGGGCUGGGCACUUGUAGAAGGAUGCCAAGGGUUGAUUGCCUGUGAGGUAGAGUUGGAUAUUGAGGCUAUUGACAUUAAACUGCCGAAUGAAGCGAUUCCGCAAA
This is a messenger RNA of Colletotrichum godetiae, 1828 nucleotides long. RefSeq names its product sulfatase. The coding region runs from base 98 to 1741 and encodes 547 amino acids. The record is from RefSeq and is a predicted model, not a curated record. Gene Ontology annotation, cellular component: cytoplasm. The transcript is spliced from 2 exons. NCBI's taxonomy places the organism in Eukaryota, Fungi, Ascomycota, Sordariomycetes, Glomerellales, Glomerellaceae. Gene Ontology annotation, molecular function: iduronate-2-sulfatase activity.